Plutella xylostella (diamondback moth) is the source of this 640-nucleotide messenger RNA. Its product is annotated as gem-associated protein 6. The record is from RefSeq and is a predicted model, not a curated record. Gene Ontology annotation, cellular component: nucleus; SMN complex. Gene Ontology annotation, biological process: spliceosomal complex assembly; spliceosomal snRNP assembly. NCBI's taxonomy places the organism in Eukaryota, Metazoa, Arthropoda, Insecta, Lepidoptera, Plutellidae.
GUUAACUUUUGUAAAUUGGUAUACAUCGCUGAUUUUAUUUGAAAAUUAUAACUUGUAGCUACUCCGAUAGUUAAAUCUAUCUUAUUCAUUUUAUUAUGUCAGAUUUACCAGUAGCAGAACUGGAAAAUAUCCACCUAAAACCUUUAGAAGACCCAAUUUUCCAACUUACUUUGAUCGAUAAGUAUGUGACUUUAGAAACAAUAAAAAAUGGAACCUACAGUGGAUUUGUACAUUCAAUUGAUCCGAUGUCUAAAAGUGUAAUCCUUUCGGUACCUUCAGAAGACACCUUCAAAGUCCACCUCAUACUCGGCCAUUCCAUACUAAACAUUGCAGAGACUCUUCCGCCCAAUGAGAACAGACCUCAAAAACAAAAGACUGUCAGCCUCACAGAAGAAGAAAUACUGGUACGAAAGAAUCAAGUUUUUUCGUGGUUAAAAAAGAAUUUACUGCCUGUGGUUGAAAAAGAAAACUCAAUAGAUAUAGGAAAUGUAUCUUUACUGCCACCUUAUGGUGUUAGUGAUUUGUGUACGGACAAUGCAGUGGUUGCCGUUGAAAUAAGGAAAAUAUUGGAUAAUAUGCCUGUGGACUUUGUAGCUUAGUUGGUUAAGAAGAUUGUGAAAUUAAAUGUUUAUUGUAAGUA